AUGGCUGUCGGCGGAUAUAGUCACAUAUUCGUGGCCAUCGACAAGCUGGUGACAGCCACCACAGCAGCCAAGGUAGCCGAGUUCAUUGAGGAGAUAUCACAUCGAUUCAGGGUGCCUAACCAGAUCAUCACAGAUCGGGGUACUUCAUUCAUAGGCUUCGAGUUCUGGGACUACUGCCAAGAAAGCUGCAUCGACGUCUACUAUGCCUCCGUGGCGCACCCCAGGUGCAAUGGCCAAGUUGAAAGGGCCAACGGCUUGAUCCACCAGGGACUCAAAGCCAGAAUUUUCGACCCGAUCGAAAAGUAUGGUGCAAAGUGGUUCCAAGAACUACUCAGAGUAGUUUGGGGACUACGCACACAAAGAAGCCAGGCUACCAGCUACUCGCCAUUCUUCAUGGUGUACAGUUCUGAAGCAGUCUUACCAUCGGAUAUAGCUUUUGGUGCUCCGCGCAUCCAGAACUACGACGAGAAUGAAGCCGAAGCAGCUCGAUGCACCGACAUCGACUCGGCAGAGGAGCACCGCCUAACGCCCUCCAUCCAGCAUGCGAGAUAUGAACAACAGCUUCGGCGCUACCAUGAUCGCGACUUCAACGUCGGUGACCUAGUUCUGCGACGAAUCCAGUCGACCACCAGCGCUCACAAGCUGUCUUCCCCAUGGGAGGGCCCCUUUGUAGUCAGUGGGAAAGUGGUUCCAGGAACCUACCACCUACAGAGGGCAGACAGUACAGACGUGGGCAACCCAUGGAAUAUCAAACACCUGCGUCGCUUCUAUCCGUAG
Molecule: messenger RNA, 777 nt
Organism: Panicum virgatum (switchgrass)
Lineage: Eukaryota; Viridiplantae; Streptophyta; Magnoliopsida; Poales; Poaceae
Exons: 1
Coding region: 1-777 (258 amino acids)
Biological process (GO): DNA integration
Molecular function (GO): nucleic acid binding
Source: RefSeq, a predicted model, not a curated record